This is a messenger RNA of Cyphellophora europaea CBS 101466, 1659 nucleotides long. RefSeq lists its product as uncharacterized. Lineage: Eukaryota; Fungi; Ascomycota; Eurotiomycetes; Chaetothyriales; Cyphellophoraceae. The coding region runs from base 1 to 1659 and encodes 552 amino acids. The record is from RefSeq and is a predicted model, not a curated record. Gene Ontology annotation, biological process: transmembrane transport. The transcript is spliced from 2 exons. Gene Ontology annotation, molecular function: transmembrane transporter activity.
AUGAGUCGUGCAACAAGCAAAGAAGACGUUGUUCGCGGGGAAGCAGUCAAAGAGCAAGUUACCUCCAACUCCGAGUACCCUUCCCAACGAAAUGUCAUUAUGGUAAUGGCUUGCGUCUUCAUGGCCGCCUUCCUCGUGGCCCUCGACAGACUCAUCAUCGCUACCGCUAUUCCGGCCAUAACAGAUCGUUUCAACUCCCUCGACGACAUCGGCUGGUAUGUUUCCGGAUACCUUCUGCCUAUGGCUGGCUUCCAGCUCCUCGUUGGCCGCAUCUAUACCUUUUACAACCCGAAAUGGGUCUAUUUGACCUGCAUCUCCAUCUUCGAACUCGGUAGCCUCAUCUGUGGCGUCGCACCCAAUUCGACGACCCUCAUCGUUGGAAGAGCUGUGGCCGGUCUGGGCAGCUGUGGAGUUACUUCGGGCGCAAUCAUUCUUGUUGUGCACACGGUACCCCUCCACAAGCGCCCGAUGUAUACAGGCUUUAUGGGAAUGGUUUUCGGCAUCGCUUCCGUUGUCGGUCCCUUGCUGGGUGGUGUUUUCACCGACAAGCUUUCCUGGCGAUGGUGCUUCUACAUCAACCUUCCGAUCGGAGGCUUUGUCAUGGUCAUCAUCUUUAUCUUCCUCAAGGUCGACUUUGAGGCUCCAAAGAAGCUGUCCUUGACUGACAAGCUCCUCCGCCUUGACCCCCUGGGCACCUUGUUCAUCGUCUCAUCGAUGGUCUGCCUGCUUCUAGCCCUUCAAAGUGGCGGCACGCAAUGGUCGUGGUCGUCGUGGAGAAUCAUUCUCCUUCUCAGUCUUUUCGCUGUUGUCUUUGUUGCGUUUGUCGCUGUUCAACUGUGGCGCAAAGAGAAGGCCACCGUUCCUCCUCGCUUCUUCACUUAUCGAUCGAUCGUCUUUGGUUUUUGGUGGGCCUUUUGUAACGGCGCAUCCACACAGACGAUGGCAUAUUAUGUUCCAAUCUGGUUUCAAGCGAUCAAAGGAGUCUCCGCCGUCAAGUCAGGCAUCAUGUUCAUUCCCAUGGUUCUGGGACUCGUCGUUUCUUCCAUAAUGGCAGGCAUUCUCACCCGCAAGAUUGGGUACUACACUCAAUGGAUGUAUAUCAGUGCAGUCAUGACGCCCAUCGGAGCUGGUUUGAUCAGUACCUUCAACACAUCGACCGGCCACUCUGAGUGGAUCGGCUAUCAGGUUCUGUAUGGCCUCGGACUUGGCCUAGGCAUGCAGCAGGCGACCGUUGCGGCGCAGACAGUUCUGCCAAAGCAGGAUGUGCCCACCGGUGCGUCCUUGAUGUUUCUCGGGCAGACUCUUGGCGGCAGCGUCUUCGCCAGUGUGGCAAACAACAUCAUGCUCAACCAGCUGGCGAGUGGUUUGAUGAGCGCGCAAAUCCCGGGAGUUGACCCCGGCGUGGUUACAUCCGUUGGCGCCACGGAUUUACGCAGGUAUGUCUCGGAGGACGCGCUGCAGCAAGUCCUGAUGAUCUAUAAUGUGGCGCUGCGGCAUGCAUUCUACGUUGGUACAGCAGUAAGUGCUGCACUGAUUAUUGGAGCCUUGGGUAUGGAAUGGAAGAGUGUCAAGCAGCAAAAGGUGCAACCACCGAAGCAGGGAGAAGAGAAAGAUGCGCAGGUGGUCGAGCGAAAGGCUGUGGAUGUGGAGCGGCAGUAG